Messenger RNA from Sinocyclocheilus rhinocerous, 1192 nucleotides. RefSeq lists its product as uncharacterized. NCBI's taxonomy places the organism in Eukaryota, Metazoa, Chordata, Actinopteri, Cypriniformes, Cyprinidae. The coding region runs from base 97 to 1059 and encodes 320 amino acids. Gene Ontology annotation, cellular component: neuron projection; intracellular membrane-bounded organelle; neuronal cell body. The record is from RefSeq and is a predicted model, not a curated record. Gene Ontology annotation, biological process: protein localization to cell surface; synaptic transmission, cholinergic. The transcript has 6 exons.
UUGCGAGAUUUCUGUUGCGCAAACACACCGAAGAAGGCAUUUAGUCAGCAAAAGUGAGGGAAUCGUCCUCAUAAAUGUAUUAAUUGUGGCUCAGAGAUGGCGCUGUCCUCCUCGCAGCAGCUCGUCAUGGCGUUCACGGCGGUGCUGCUGGUGUUUGUGCUGUUCCCGCGGAUGUUCGGCGGCGGAGGAAGCAGAGACGGUCAGCCGUUCGAUCCGCGGAUCAACAGGAGAGGUCCUGGUCCCGGUCCCGAUCUCGGUCCUGGUAGUGUGAAAAGUCAGCAGCAGUUCCACAGGAACGCGGCGCCUCCGAUGUCUCAGAGCGUGGAGAACAUGCAGCAGAUGAAGAAACUCAUGGAGCAGGAGCUGAAGAGCGACAAAUACAAACCCAACAACAAUAAGGGCUACGUCUUCACCCUCAUGCCCAUCUACGCCAUCGGUGUCGGGCUCUUCGCCGCGUAUAAGUUUCUAAAGAUAAAGUCUGCAAGCGAUUCUGAAGCUCAAAAAGCCAAAACAGCUCGAGGAGUGAAGAAAUCAGAGGAGACAGAGAAUCAGCUGAAUGAGCUGGAGCAGAGACUGGCUCAGACCGAGAAGAUGCUCAACACCAUCCUGACACAGCUGGACCCGCUUACCAACUGUGUGAAGUCUGUUGCCAUGGAGCAGAAGAGCGAGAUCAUGUCGCAGCUGCAGUGCAUUCGGCAGCUAAUGAAGAAGAGGGGCAUGGAGUGUCCAAACAUCAGGAUAGAAGAGCCGACAUGUGAGCGCAACCUAGACAAACUCAUUGAGACUUUGGGCGCAGUCGAGACGCUUCCAGAAACUCAGAUGGAAUCACAAACACACACUGAAACGCAGCCACAUGAUCACCGAGAGCUCAGGCCUGAGUCUGAGGGAGAGGAGGAGGAGGAGAACAUACCCGCGGCGGGAGAGGAAGACGUGGGAAGCGAGAGUGACUCUAGUAUGCCGUCCCUCGAGGACUCGGCUGACAUCAGUGUAGAUGAUGUUACAGUCAAUCAUCCAGAAGAUCUGACAGCUGGAUUACGAAGACGCAACAGGCCAGAGUAACGGUGACGAGAAUCGGACACAAAUCUAUUUAUAUAUUUAUUUUAUUCCUUGUAAUGAAGCAGUCAACACUACUUACUGGUGUCAAUGUCUACGUCUACAUAUUUUACUGCAUUUGAAAUUAAUUGAUGCAAUU